AUGAAGUGGAGCGUGCGGGGAGCCUGCGCCGCUCUCUCCAGCUGCCUCCUGCUCGCCUGCGCCCUCAGCGCCGCCGCCGUGGGCCUCAAGUGCUUCUCGCUGGGCUCCGAGCUCAAGGGUGAGCCCUUCCGCUUAGGCACCGCUGCUGGCGCCUUCUACUCGGGGCUGCUGCUGGCCGCCGGCCUCUCGCUGCUCGCCGCCGCGCUGCUCUGCUGUCGCCCGCCCGACGAGGUGCCUGCGGCGCCAACUCAGUCUUCGGCCCCAGCCCCGGCCCUGGCUGCGGCCGAGGACCCGGAACCCGCUGGAGGCUGCCCCAGCGCGGGGGAGGUGGCGGCCGCGCCGUCGGGUCCGGUGGAGAAGUCGCCGCCUGGGGGGCGGCAGAACUUCCUGCUGCUGGGGGUGCUGGUGUUCAUGCUGGGCGUGCUGAGCGCCUUCGCCGGCGCCGUCAUCGACGGCGACACCGUCUCGCUGGUGGAGAGGAAGUACUCGCACUAUUGCCUGCUGCAGCCCGGCGGCGCGACUCGACCACGGAGCGGCCCCGCGGCACCCGACGGCUCUGCCGCGGCUCUCCGUUGCCAGAAGCUGCGGGACUACCAGCAAGGUUUGGUGCUCUCCACCGUCUUCAACGCUCUGGAGUGCCUCCUGGGCCUGCUCAACCUGCUUCUCGUCAAGAACUACAAGGCCUCGCAGCAACGCGGGCGGCGGCGGCGACGGCGGCGAGCGGCCCCGGCGGCGACGGCUGUAGCGGCGGGCGGGCGGCGGCGGCGGCGGAGGGGCGGCGGGCGGCGGGCGCCGCGCCACAGCCAGGGCUCCCUCUUCUCAGGCGGUGAGCCCGAGCUCAGCCCCGGGGAUUGCCCCUUCCAGGCCGUCUCCUACAUCAACGUGGGCGUCUUCCACGUCUUCGACGAGGCCGGCGUGGAAGUACACUGCGGCGGGCAUCCCUCUGUCGAGCUGCCAGGCUACUCGCCCAUGGACCCUGAGCUCAAUGCCUCCUACCCCUACUGCUACCCGCUGCCCAGCGAGCGGCCCCCGUCUUACGAGGAGAUCUACCCCGGGGAGUCCUGCGCUCACGGCACCUAG
Messenger RNA from Indicator indicator, 1080 nucleotides. It is a transcript of the gene TMEM271, whose product is annotated as transmembrane protein 271. NCBI's taxonomy places the organism in Eukaryota, Metazoa, Chordata, Aves, Piciformes, Indicatoridae. Bases 1 to 1080 code for a protein of 359 amino acids. The transcript has a single exon. The record is from RefSeq and is a predicted model, not a curated record.